Molecule: messenger RNA, 333 nt
Organism: Trichoderma gamsii
Lineage: Eukaryota; Fungi; Ascomycota; Sordariomycetes; Hypocreales; Hypocreaceae
Product: stress responsive A/B barrel domain-containing protein
Exons: 3
Coding region: 1-333 (110 amino acids)
Source: RefSeq, a predicted model, not a curated record
AUGAGCGUCAUUCACAUUGUCUUGUUCAAAUACAAAUCUUCCGCCACCGCCGAAGCUGUUCAAAAUGCUGUCUCAGAAAUGUUGGCCUUGAAGAGCGGCUGCUUGCAUCCCACGACGCAGACGGCUUAUAUCAAGUCUUUGACGGGCGGCAAAGAUAAUUCGCCUGAGAAUAUUCAAAACGGGUUUACACACGCCUUUGUCGUCGAAUUCGCGUCUGUUCAAGACAGAGAUUAUUACGUUGACAAGGAUCCCGUACACGAGGCGUUCAAGACGAACAACGGGCCUGUCAUUGAGAAAGUCUGUGUUGUAGACUACACAGUCGGCGUAUUCUAG